Messenger RNA from Lolium perenne, 795 nucleotides. RefSeq lists its product as uncharacterized. The record is from RefSeq and is a predicted model, not a curated record. NCBI's taxonomy places the organism in Eukaryota, Viridiplantae, Streptophyta, Magnoliopsida, Poales, Poaceae.
AGUGACCACCAGCUAUGUCCCCUCCCCGUUAAAAGCCACGAUUGGAAGCAGAGCUAGCCGACGAGCACAAGGAGAAAGCACGCCUCGACCUUUUAUUACCACCGCUCUCUAUCUGCUUAACACCACUCGCAGGAAUUCCCCCGACGGCAGCAGAGGAAGCAGAGCAAACUGCAAGAAGGGGCGAGAGCAGGACGCAGAGGCGUACGGCAUCCAUGGACUCCCGCAAGGAGGAGCAGCAUGGGGGAGCGGUGGGGUGGAUGACGGUGCCGACCUUCGGGGACUGGGACAUGAAGAACGGCCCCGUGCCGGACUACUCCAUGGACUUCUCAAAGAUCCGCGAGAUGCGCAAGCAGAACAAGCGCGAGCUCUCCCGGGCCAGCCUCGGCGGCGACGACGACCUCCUCGCCCAGCAGCACAAGGCGGCGCAGGCCCAGGCCGCCAAGGCCGCCGAAUUCGCCCCGGCAGCCGACGACCACCACCGGCCGCUCCACACCGCACACGACGAUUCACCCACGGGAAGGAAGAAGUUCCUGAGCUAUUUCCAGUGCUGUAUCAGAGCCUGAAGGAUUGUGUGAAACUCACGGUUCAUACGCCUGCGCAAAUAGCUUCUUAGGUUCUUCAUUAUUGUAAAGUUUGCAUAAUGUUGAGUCUCCUGCUCUGUAAUCAUGUUUCUCCUUUUGUGAGAGAGGAAAGGGUCAAAUCGUGAGAGAUCAAAGGCUCAUCUGUUCAUACUGUUUUCUUUUCAAAUGGUAUGCAACUUGUAGUGCAAUAUAAUCUGCAAUCUUUCGAGGGACC